This is a messenger RNA of Penicillium oxalicum, 150 nucleotides long. RefSeq lists its product as uncharacterized. The record is from RefSeq and is a predicted model, not a curated record. NCBI's taxonomy places the organism in Eukaryota, Fungi, Ascomycota, Eurotiomycetes, Eurotiales, Aspergillaceae. Bases 1 to 150 code for a protein of 49 amino acids. The transcript is spliced from 2 exons.
AUGGUGCGUGAUGCAGACAGUGGCACUAGACAUGAAUCUGCUCUGGAAGCUCCCCUGGGCUUCUUCUCCGCCACACCCGCCUCGGUCCGGCUCUUUCAAAGUUUCACUCUCGAGCCUCUUCGCAUGACCACGGCGGGACACUACUACUGA